AUUAGACCAGUCUUCCUGAAGGGAAAAAAAAAAAAUCUUGCGAGGGAAAAUAAUUAAAGAAGAAUUAAUAACGUGGAGUAAAGUCAUUGAUGGAGCAAGUCAUUAAUUAAAGUCAUUAACACAUUAAUUAAUUUAUUCUGAGGUUAAUUUCUGUAUUUUAUUUAUGUAUCUUCCAAUUCGUCCUGCGGUUAGGCAUGCGUGAAAAAUAUGUGACAGUUAAACUCAGAAAGCCUUAAAUGAACUGUGUCAGUGUGAACGGUGGAACACCUGAGCUGCCCAAAGCCCGACAGGAAAAAGAAGAUGGAGGAAGAGGAGAGGAAUGCCCCCAAACAGAAAGAAAAAAAUGACAAGUUUGGCUCCUGAGGAGGGCAGCAAUACGCCGUGGCAGCUCGGCUGCUAGUGCUGCGAAACACAAGAGGAAGAGGAAGAGGAAGGACAACAAGCCAAAACAACACAGAUAUGUAACCGCUAUUUUCUUUUUGGGAGAUGUGACGGCAGCUGAGGUUUCGCAGGAUGGACGAGAUCAGUCCCUUGUUAGGCAACCAGGCGCAGGAAGCUCCAGACGUUCCAUCUCCAAAUCUGAGGCCCCGGCACCAGGAGCUCAUCCCAACACCAUGUGGCCCGAUCAAGCCUUGGUCGGAGCUGUCGUGCCUGGUGAAGCUCUACUUCUGCUUCAGCAUGGCGUCCCUGUCUGCAAUGCUUGCCCUCACUGUGUUCAGCAUCUACAAGCAGACCAUGGCCACGUACGCCUAUGAGGAUGACGUCACUGUGUCUCUCGUCCAGCUGGUUGGGAUCUUGUUCUGUGUCUACUACAUCAUCCGAGGCGUCCUGCAGGAGAACCGUCAGGAGCUGGUGGCGUUUGUACUGAGUGUGUUGGUGGUCAUGGUGCGAUCGGUGGUCAACUUCUCAGUGCUGCCGUCCCAGGACAAGCAGGAGCUGCUGGUGCGUUUUGUGUGCAUUUUGUGUUUGGGCGUGGUCCACAUCUUCUGCACCACACUGCUCAUUCAGAGGCCCAACAUGAUGGCUUUCCGGGUCGGGGGGGCCUUGGAGAGCCUCCAGGAGCAGUACGUCCUGCUCAACCUGUGCUUCUCUAUGGUGACCUUUGACCUGCAGGCUCAGUUGUGUCUGUGUAUCCUGAUCAUGACAUCGGGUUCGACCAUGCCCACCUCCAACUACAUCAUCCUGGGCCUCGGAGUCUUCUGGGCCUGCCUGACCGCUGGUGUUGGGGCCGUUGCAGUUUUAAAGGAAGCCAAGACCUUGGUAUUGGUCUUUGUCCUGCAGAACAUUCCCGAAGUGGCCUUUUUUGUUUAUCUCAUGUACAGGAUCAUUGUAAAAUGGGGCCAGGAUAAGACGUACACCUUGGAGGCAGCUGCCGUCACUGGGGCUUUGAUUUCAGUGGUGAUUAAAGUGGUUUUAUUCUGGGCCCUCCUCAGACUCGUCCACAACUUUGGCCAAGGCCUGAGGGAGAGAAUGUUUGCAGCCAGCAAGCGAUAGAAGACCCGCUGGUGCUGGAGGAAAGAUGCAGGACCCAGACAUUUCGAAGAGCUCUCCUGCACCUAUCUGAUUUUAUUCUUGGUGAUCUGUUUGCAAGUGUUGAAAGCUCCGUUCAUUUCAUGAGUGUGCUCUAAUAUGCUCAACAAGUUCACUGUAUUUGACUUAUUUUAAAUUCAGCUUCAUUGUGCCUACCUACUUAAUGUGUAAGAUGCCAAGAAGCAAGAAGACUGUGUAAACAGUUUUUGUCAUGAAAACACAAUGACUUUGUCGCUGCGUUUUUACAUUUUUACUGUGAUGUUCAUUGUAAUCAAUUCCUAAUUGUUCAAAGUGCUCCAGGUUUGGAAACCAAAGAAUUUUUAAAGUGGCAAACACCAGCUAUUUUAAAAGGAGCUCUUCAUUGUAAAAGAUGUUUUAUUUGUAAGCUGCAGUUUUCUUGAUUUGAUUUUUAAGCAACACUGGAAUAGCAUUUAUCAGUACAAUCAUUAAUUUAAAAUGUUAAGCCUCACUUUUCAAAAUAACUUUUACAUGUUACUAAACCUUCUGCUGCACUUUAAUACCUGUGUGACAACUUGAUGUUUACAUGUAGGUUCUUAAUAAAAGGUCAGAAAGAAAAGGA
Molecule: messenger RNA, 2110 nt
Organism: Myripristis murdjan (pinecone soldierfish)
Lineage: Eukaryota; Metazoa; Chordata; Actinopteri; Holocentriformes; Holocentridae
Exons: 9
Coding region: 514-1494 (326 amino acids)
Source: RefSeq, a predicted model, not a curated record